Molecule: messenger RNA, 2759 nt
Organism: Nomascus leucogenys (northern white-cheeked gibbon)
Lineage: Eukaryota; Metazoa; Chordata; Mammalia; Primates; Hylobatidae
Source: RefSeq, a predicted model, not a curated record
ACAGGCCCCCAGGACCCCUGGGGAGAGGGCCCCGCUGGGCUGGCCCUGCAGGGACCAUGGAAUCCAGAGCUGAAGGGGGCUCCCCUGCCGUGUUUGAUUGGUUCUUCGAAGCGGCCUGCCCUGCCUCCCUGCAGGAGGAUCCCCCCAUCCUGCGGCAGUUCCCUCCAGACUUCAGGGACCAGGAAGCUAUGCAGAUGGUGCCUAAAUUCUGCUUCCCUUUUGAUGUGGAAAGGGAGCCCCCCAGCCCCGCCGUGCAGCAUUUCACCUUCGCCCUCACAGACCUUGCCGGCAACCGCAGAUUUGGUUUCUGCCGCCUGCGGGCGGGUACCCAGAGCUGCCUCUGCAUCCUCAGCCACCUGCCUUGGUUCGAGGUGUUUUACAAGCUACUGAACACAGUGGGAGACCUACUAGCCCAGGACCAAGUCACCGAGGCAGAGGAACUUCUUCAAAAUCUGUUUCAGCAGUCCCUGUCUGGGCCCCAGGCCUCAGUGGGGCUUGAGCUGGGCAGCGGAGUGACGGUCUCCAGCGGGCAGGGUAUCCCACCCCCUACCCGGGGAAAUAGCAAGCCGCUUUCCUGCUUCGUGGCCCCGGACUCCGGCCGCCUGCCAUCCAUCCCCGAGAACAGGAACCUAACGGAGCUGGUGGUGGCCGUGACUGACGAGAACAUCGUGGGGCUGUUCGCGGCGCUGCUGGCCGAGAGAAGGGUCCUGCUCACCGCCAGCAAACUCAGCACCCUGACCUCGUGCGUCCACGCGUCCUGCGCGCUCCUGUACCCCAUGCGCUGGGAGCACGUGCUGAUCCCCACGCUGCCCCCACACCUGCUGGACUACUGCUGCGCGCCCAUGCCCUACCUCAUUGGAGUGCACGCCAGUCUCGCCGAGAGAGUACGAGAAAAAGCCCUGGAGGACGUCGUGGUGCUGAACGUGGACGCCAAUACCUUGGAGACGACCUUUAACGAUGUGCAGGCGCUGCCUCCAGACGUGGUGUCCCUGCUGAGGCUCCGGCUCAGGAAGGUCGCCCUGGCCCCCGGGGAAGGGGUGUCCCGUCUCUUCCUCAAAGCCCAGGCCCUGCUCUUCGGGGGCUACCGCGACGCACUCGUCUGCAGCCCGGGCCAGCCAGUGACCUUCAGUGAAGAAGCCUUCUUGGCCCAGAGGCCUGGGGCACCUCUGCAGGCCUUCCACCGGCGGGCUGUGCACCUGCAGCUGUUUAAACAGUUCAUCGAAGCCCGACUGGAGAAGCUCAACAAGGGGGAGGGCUUCUCAGAUCAAUUCGAGCAGGAGAUCACUGGCUGCGGGGCCUCCUCAGGGGCCCUUCGAUCCUAUCAGCUCUGGGCCGACAAUCUAAAGAAAGGUGGUGGUGCUCUCCUGCACUCAGUCAAGGCCAAGACCCAACCAGCCGUCAAGAACAUGUACCGCUCGGCCAAGAGUGGCUUGAAGGGGGUGCAGAGCCUUCUAAUGUAUAAGGAUGGGGACUCUGUCCUGCAGAGGGGGGGCUCUCUGAGGGCCCCAGCCCUCACCAGCCGCUCAGACCGCCUGCAGCAACGCCUCCCAAUCACUCAGCACUUUGGACAGAACCGGCCCCUUCGCCCCAGCAGGAGACACCGGCUGGAAGAGGGACCUUCCGAGCCCCCAGGGGCGGGGACACCCCCGCUGAGCCCUGAGGAUGAGGGGUGCCCGUGGGCAGAAGAAGCUCUGGACAGCAGCUUCUUGGGGUCUGGAGAAGAACUGGAUUUGUUGAGCGAGAUUCUGGACAGUCUUCGCGUGGGAGCCAAGAGCGCAGGCAGCCUGAGACCGAGCCAGAGUUUAGACUGCUGUCACAGAGGAGACCUGGACAGCUGCUUCAGCCUGCCCAACAUACCAAGAUGGCAACCAGACGAUAAGAAACUACCAGAGCCGGAGCCCCAGCCCCUGUCCCUGCCAUCCCUGCAAAACGCCUCGUCUUUGGAUGCCACCAGCUCUUCAAAGGACCCCAGGUCCCAGCUGAUACCCUCAGAGUCCGACCAAGAAGUCACCUCUCCAUCCCAGUCCUCAACAGCUUCUGCAGACCCAAGCAGCUGGGGGGACCCCGAACCCUCUCCUCUCACAGAGCCCCUAAUUCUUCAUCUCGCCCCUUCCCACAAGGCAGCUGAAGAUUCUACAGCCCAGGAAAACCCCACUUCCUGGCUCUCCACCGCACCCACUGAGCCCAGCCCUCCAGAAAGCCCCCAAAUUCUGGCCCUCACAAAGCCCAACUUUGAUGUAGCCUGGACGUCCCAGCCCCUUGAUCCUUCCUCAGACCCCAGUUCUCUGGAGGACCCCAGAGCCCAGCCUCCCAAGGCCCUGCCAGCAGAGCACACUCACCUCCAGCCACUCGAGGAACCAGGAGCCCCGAAUUCCCCUGCUAUACCCACCAGCAACUGGCAAAAGCCCCAGCCCAGCAGCCGGCCCAGAGUCGCUGAUCUUAAGAAGUGCUUUGAGGGCUAAGAAUCAGGGGUCCAGGAGAGACCCCAGUCCCUCAAUAAAGCCACAAGAGCCCAAAAAAGCUGUUUUUUUUCCUGGUGAAUUUCUCUGGUGCCCUCGCCCUGCUCAGAAAUCCAUCCCACCCAUCUCUGUCCCUCUAAGAGCAGCCUCUCUAACUGGCUUCUAGCAGGGAAUUCCAGGAAGCCUCCUGGUCCUCUAGAAUCCUGGCAACCUUACAAUUCCUCUCGGCAGUUGUCACUUCCAUCUCAGCUAAUGCUCCCACGAGCUCAAACACACCAAUAAAGCUUUUAUUACAUCUCA